Messenger RNA from Xiphophorus hellerii (green swordtail), 1489 nucleotides. RefSeq names its product b(0,+)-type amino acid transporter 1-like. The record is from RefSeq and is a predicted model, not a curated record. Lineage: Eukaryota; Metazoa; Chordata; Actinopteri; Cyprinodontiformes; Poeciliidae. Bases 179 to 826 code for a protein of 215 amino acids. Gene Ontology annotation, molecular function: L-amino acid transmembrane transporter activity. Gene Ontology annotation, cellular component: membrane. The transcript has a single exon. Gene Ontology annotation, biological process: amino acid transmembrane transport.
GCUUAUAUGAUGUGAGUUUAUGAUCAACUGAUGGAUGUAAAAACAUUUACAACCACACUUUAGUUAAUCAUAUAGUCUGCUGACUUGCUGCCCUCUGACCAGUUACUGAGGUCUGUGUCUGCAGACUUAUUGAGGUUUCUGUUGGAGCUAUUUGGUCUCCUUUAUUCCAGUUUCCGUCAUGGCAAAUAAAAAAGCAGAAGCACUGAAAAUGAAGCAGGUGAUUGGACUGGCUGGAGGCAUAGCUAUGGUAUCAGGAACCAUGAUCGGUUCUGGGAUAUUCAUGUCCCCACAGUUUGUUCUGGCCUGCGUGGGAAGCCCCGGAGCGAGUCUGGUGAUCUGGGCCCUCUCGGGAGCCGUGGCUCUGUUUGCUGUGCUGUCCUACACCGAACUUGGGACCAUCCUCCCUGAAUCGGGAGGGGAGUUCAUCUACAUCCUCAAGAUAUAUGGUUCAUUUCCUGCUUUCUUCGCCGCUGUCACUUUUAUCCUGCUGGUGAAGCCUUUCAGCAUCGCUGCCAUGUCCAUCAGCAUAGCAGAGUAUGCCAUGGCGCCAUUUUACUCCGGCUGUCAGCCUCCCCAGCUGGCUGUGAAAUGCACCGCUGCUGUCGCCAUCCUGGUUGUUUCUACUCUCAACAUCCUGAAUGCCCGCAUUGCUGUCAGGGUCCAAGUGACCUUCUUGGUGGCCAAAGUUUUAACACUUGCAGUCAUUGUGGUUGAUGGGAUGGUGCAGGUCAUAAAGAGCAGCGAUGUGUUUAUGGAAAAUUUAAAAGUUGAAAACUCAUUUAAAGAGACACAUUACUCUGUGAGCGCUUUGGGGAUGGCUUUCUAACCAGGUAUCUGGUCUUAUGCUGGCUGGUACAACCUAAAUUAUGUCACAGAGGAACUUAAAAGACCAGAGGUGAGAUUUUGGAUUGCAUUAACUUCAUCAGUUCAGUGUGUGGGAAUGUUAAACCAACAUUAAAUCUCAUCCUGCAGUUCAAAAACAGGCAUAAUGAAUGAAUGAAGUAGGAUCAUCCGUGCUUCAGGACCACUAUAGUGACCAGGCUCCAUAAAACAGAUAGAUACCCUUAACUGAGAUGAGAGAUGUUGUGGUUGUAAUUUUAUGGAACGAUCUCAGUUUCUAUGGAUUAGAUUGGCUUAUGAUUGAGUCUUGGCGCAAACAAGUGCUGUAUGAUUUUCCUCAUUAAUGGUUAUAUAUUAGGUUAUUUUGAUGGAAAGUAGUUUUCUUAGUUAAAGGUUUAAUUACAGCAACCUUAAUCAUUUGCAGUGCAAAUCAGUCUAUAAACCAUAUAGCCUAACAAAGCCCUAUGUAAAAUCUAAGACCACUUUAGAAGAUUACAAGAAAUUUAACAUUUUGGAAGAAAAUUAUUUUUGAGGAGGUAUUGUGUAGAAAGUUUUCGAAAAGGACAUUUUAUUUUCACGCGCCUGUUUGAGAAAGUAAUUUCAACAGUAAGAUGUUUGAUCAAAAUCAAGAGUUGGCUUUGCUUCAUAU